AUGACUGCCCUUCUAGAAGCGUACAUGAGGCAGAAACAGCAGCAGCAGCAGCAGCAGCAGGUACAGUUUGCGCCCAAUCCCGCCGCUGCUGUUCACCAGCUGCAGGAGUCGCUCAGGAGAAAACAACAGAAGGCAGCACCCUCUCAGGUGCCACAGCAGCAGCAGGUGCAGGAUCCAAGGCGGAGACUGUGGCAGCAGGGGCAGGGGCAGGGGCAGCAGCAGCAGCAGGAGCCAUCUCUUUGCCUUGGGGGGGACCUGAGCUACCGCAUGGGGUGGGGAGAGGAGGACAGGGCCGCUUGGCCUGUGGUGGAGGCAGGCAGGCGAGCAGCAGACGCUGCUGCUAUGGGAGAGAAGAUGGGAGCAGUGGAAGCAGAGAAGGGUGCUGCUGAUCCGUUUCCCCCAGGCGCACACAGAGCAGGGGGGGUUCUGGGGCGCAAGGGGGUGAAAGCCGUGGCAGCAUCGGGGCACACGCUAGCAGUGACAGUAGACGGAGCACUCUACUCAUUCGGCCGAAACUGGGACAGUAGGCGGCGGAAAGCGGGGCAGCUGGGGCGGAAGGGGCCGUUUGGGAGGCCUGGGAGGGUGGCGGGAGUGGCGGGGAGAGUGAGGGCGGUCGCUGCUGGGAAGUUUCAUUCGGUGGCAGUGACUGAAGAGGGGGUGGUGUACACGUGGGGGUGUAAUGGGAGGGGCCAGCUGGGGAGACAGACGAGGAGCAUGGGCGACAGGCACAAGGCGGCGCCAGUGAGGGGGCCACUGGAAAACGUGGUGGUGGUGGCGGCAGCAGCAGGGCCGCACUACUCCCUCGCCCUCUUGCCCUCUCUUCCAGUGGUCAGCUCUAUACCCCGGAGCUUCAACCUCUUAUCUCUUCCCCUCCCUCUCCCUCCUCCACCUCCCAGGGCGACAGGCACAAGCCGGCGCCAGUGCGGGGGGGCACUCGAAAAUGUGGUGGUGGCGGCAGCAGCAGGGCCGCACUACUCCCUCGCGCUCUCUGCCGGGGGGCAAGGCGACAGGCAUGAGGCGGCACCAGUGAGGGGAGCAUUGGAAAACUUGGUGGUGGUUGCAGCAGCAGCAGGGCCGCACUACUCCCUCGCGCUCUCUGCCGGGGGGCAAGGCGACAGGCAUGAGGCGGCACCAGUGAGGGGAGCAUUGGAAAACGUGGUGGUGGUUGCAGCAGCAGCAGGGCCGCACUACUCCCUCGCGCUCUCUGCCGGGGGGCAAGGCGACAGGCAUGAGGCGGCACCAGUGAGGGGAGCAUUGGAAAACGUGGUGGUGGUUGCAGCAGCAGCAGGGCCGCACUACUCCCUCGCGCUCUCUGCCGGGGGGCAAGGCGACAGGCAUGAGGCGGCACCAGUGAGGGGAGCAUUGGAAAACGUGGUGGUGGUUGCAGCAGCAGCAGGGCCGCACUACUCCCUCGCGCUCUCUGCCGGGGGGCAAGUCUUCACCUGGGGCCUCAACCUCUUCUCGCUCCCUGCUCCCUGGACCCACCACCAUGACCUCUGCCAUACUCCUACUGCUGCUUCUUCUGCUGCUGCUGCUGCUGCUGCUGCUGUUGCCGCUGGCAGCGCCGGCAGCAGCACCAGCACCAGCGGUGGAUUAGAGAAGGAACUAGCAGCAGCACUGGCACUGGCAGCAGAACCAAGGAGGGUGGGAGGGGCGUUGGAGGGGGAGAGAGUGGUGGAGAUAGCAGCAGGGGAGGAGCACUGGCUUGCCCUCACAGAUAAAGGCCACGUGUACGCAUGCAGGUGCCCUCAGGUGAGUAGGUGCCCUCAGGUGAGUAGGUGCCCUCAGGUGAGUAGGUGCCCUCAGGUGAGUAGGUGCCCUCAGGUGAGUAGGUGCCCUCAGGUGAGUAGGUGCCCUCAGGUGAGUAGGUGCCCUCAGGUGAGUAGGUGCCCUCAGGUGAGUAGGUGCCCUCAGGUGAGUAGGUGCCCUCAGGUGAGUAGGUGCCCUCAGGUGAGUAGGUGCCCUCAGGUGAGUAGGUGCCCUCAGGUGAGUAGGUGCCCUCAGGUGAGUAGGUGCCCUCAGGUGAGUAGGUGCCCUCAGGUGAGUAGGUGCCCUCAGGUGAGUAGGUGCCCUCAGGUGAGUAGGUGCCCUCAGGUGAGUAGGUGCCCUCAGGUGAGUAGGUGCCCUCAGCAUGCAUCAACCAUUGGAGCAGCAGCAGGCAGGUGCGUCCCUUGCAAUAAUGAAUGUACUUUCUUAUACGCCUUCUCUUCCCCUUUCCACCCCAUUUCCUCCCCCCUACCAGCACCGCGUGCAUCAACCAUCGGAGCAGCAGCAGGCGCAUCUUUUGCUGUCAUGGCAUCCUCGCAGCAGCUUCUGUCGUGGGGCUAUGGUGGGGGGAAACGAGGACUAGCAGCAGCAGCAGCAGGAGGAGGAGCGGCAGCAGCAGCAGGAUCUGUGUUACUGGGGCGAACAGGGGGAGCAGCGGAAGAGCCGAGUGAGGUGAUGGGAGAGGAGGAGGGGGGGGACGGGGGAUUGCGGUUGGGUGGGGUGGUGCAGGUGGUGGGGGGUGCGUCGUUUGUGCUCGCCCGGACCAGCACUGGACAGGUCUUUUCGUGGGGUCACAACAACUACCAUCAGCUUGGCCGCCCAACGCCAAACUCCGCCGACCCGCUUCCCGGCCUCGUGGGCGGCCUGGCUUGUCUGCACGUGGACACUGUAGCAGCAGGGUCGCACCACGGGCUUAUUUUCGGGCGGGCGGAGCGCGGCAAGGAGUUGGAAGUGGUUGAGAUGGAACAAGUGGUUAAGGAAGAGUGGGAGCGGGUACAUAGUGGGGAAGACAAGACAGGAGGAGGAGGCGGAGCAGGAAGAGCAGGGGGAGAAGGUGCAGCAGGGGCAGGUUGGGGGGGGAGAGGAGGAGGAGGAGGAGCAGGAGAAGGAGGAAAAGGGGCGGUGUUUCCAGUGAUAUACAACGAGCACCACAGGGGCGAGAUCAUGCAGGUGGCAGGGGAGUGGUUCGCCCAGCUGCCGCAGUCAGGGUUCGACCCGGCCUUUCGCAACCCCUGCUGGAAGGACGGGUCCGGGUUUCACUGCCUGCCCUAUUUCCUCGUUAUCGGGGCUAUGAGGAGUGGCGCUCAGGACUUCUUUCAUCGCUUGACCAUGGUGCAUCAGACUGCUGUGCUGCCUGCUUCUAUGACCAAUCUUGAAUGGUGGGACAUGAGGGAGUAUGAUCCCUUCGAUUGGUACACUGAGAAAUUCAGCCAAGCAGCAGCGCACAUAGCCACGCAUCCAGCCGCCAUCGCAGGGGAGGCGACCCCCUCGCUGCUCACCCACUCGGGCAUCUUGGCUCGAGGGCCACAUGCGCGCAGCUUCCUGCUGCCAGAGCUGGUCUUCUCACUGCUCCCCCAUGCGCGCUUCAUCGUGCUCCUCCGCAACCCCAUCCACCGGUGGUUCUCUUCCUUCCUGUCGGCGAAGCAACAUGAUGACUCUCACAUCGCUUUCAACAGCAACGACAACAGCAGCAGUGCAGCUGACGCUUUUGCGAGACACGUAGAUGCGGUGUUACCCGCAAUUAAAGGGUGUAUGGUGGACCAUUCCCCUGUCUACUGCUCCCGCCUGCUCUUCCACUCCUUUCCGCAUGUGUGCCGCAGCAUGUAUGCCUAUUUCCUAUCGGUAAGUUGA
Closterium sp. Naga37s-1 is the source of this 3618-nucleotide messenger RNA. Lineage: Eukaryota; Viridiplantae; Streptophyta; Zygnematophyceae; Desmidiales; Closteriaceae. The record is from the annotation of a GenBank genome assembly.